AUGGCGUCUUCGGCUGCACUCGCACCCUACCAAGCCGAAUACAUUGAAUUGGCAUUGAAGUGGGAUAUCAUUCGUUUUGGUGGUCCUUACACGCUGAAGUCCGGACGCCAAUCGCCAUAUUUCUUCAAUGCUGGUCUUUUUGACACGGGCCUGAAGCUCCAAAAAAUGGCGGAGUGCUACGCGGACUGUAUCGUGGAGAGCGGCAUUGAAUUUGAUAUGAUGUUUGGGCCAGCAUACAAGGGCAUUCCGCUUGUCGCGGCUACGGCAAUGGCGCUUGCCAAGAAUCACGGAAAAGACGUGCCGUUUUGCUUCAAUCGCAAAGAGGCGAAAACUCACGGAGAAGGUGGCAAUUUGGUUGGCGCGCCAUUGAGAGGACGUGUACUGGUGAUUGACGACGUGAUUACUGCAGGAACCGCAAUUAACGAGGCUGUUGUGAUCAUUAACUCACAGCACAAUGCACGAUUGACGGCGGUAGUGAUUGCACUUGAUCGUCAGGAGCGUGCAUCGGAAGAGAGCAAUGAGAGCGCCAUUAUGCAAGUGGAGCAGCGUCUUGGUGUGAAAGUGUACAGUGUGGUGACGCUGAGCCAGAUUAUCGAGCACAUGAAGCACACGAGAGGCGAGGAGACGAAAGACGACAUUGAAGGCAUGCUUGCUUAUCGUGAAAAAUAUGGGUGCAUUAGCUAA
Molecule: messenger RNA, 684 nt
Organism: Malassezia vespertilionis
Lineage: Eukaryota; Fungi; Basidiomycota; Malasseziomycetes; Malasseziales; Malasseziaceae
Exons: 2
Coding region: 1-684 (227 amino acids)
Biological process (GO): pyrimidine ribonucleoside biosynthetic process; 'de novo' pyrimidine nucleobase biosynthetic process; pyrimidine nucleotide biosynthetic process
Cellular component (GO): cytoplasm
Molecular function (GO): orotate phosphoribosyltransferase activity
Source: RefSeq, a predicted model, not a curated record